This is a messenger RNA of Annulohypoxylon truncatum, 1410 nucleotides long. RefSeq lists its product as uncharacterized. The coding region runs from base 311 to 670 and encodes 119 amino acids. The record is from RefSeq and is a predicted model, not a curated record. The transcript has a single exon. Lineage: Eukaryota; Fungi; Ascomycota; Sordariomycetes; Xylariales; Hypoxylaceae.
AGGAGUAGUGCCAGGAGUAGUGCCGGGCAUAGUUGUCACGACAGUCGUUCCAGGCGCAGUUGUUCCUGGUGCCGUUGUUUGUCCCGUACACACAUUUACCGUAGAGACGCUGGUAGUGGUUAUCGUCAACGUGCUAGCCAUCCCUGACUCGGUGACAGUCAGAGUAGAAGUGCCGGCGCCGCCUGAUUCGGUAAUAGUCAUUGUAGACAUACCACCAGUGCCCGAUUCUGUGACGGUAACAGUUCCGGCAUUUCCGGUACAGGACUCGGUCAUAGUAACGGUCGACAUUUCGGUGCCUCCCGAUUCGGUAAUGGUAACUGUGGAAACCCCAGUACCGCCCGACUCGGUAAUGGUGACGGUAGAAGUUCCGGUUCCGCCUGAUUCGGUAACGGUAAUAGUAGACAUACCAGUGCCGCCUGAUUCCGUGAUAGUAACGGUAGACAUAAUACUAGUACCCGAUUCGGUGAUAGUAACGGUUUCCGUGCUCGGAGUAUUCGACCCCACCGGAGCAGUUCCCUGGCCAGCCGUGAUCGUCGUCAUGAUCGUCUCGGUGCUCCCGGGAGCAGUUACAGUUCCGGCAGGAUAUGUUGACCCGGCUCCCACAACCGUGGUGGUCUCAGUCACAGUAGUUCCCGAGCCCUCCGACGUCGAGCUGCACGACGAAGGAUAACAUCCGCUCGCCGUUAAUGUAAUCUCGCUGCAGUUACUUCCUCCGGGAGAAAGAUAUACCAUCACAAUGUCUUGCACGCCCGUCUGACACACCCAGAAGGUAGACUGACCGUUGUAAGUCACCUCCCCGCUGCAGCCGAUAGCGAAUCCGGGUUGGGGUGGCGAAUCAACGUCGCACUGAAGUAUGGUAGUCGGCGGCGUCCACCAGCAGGUACGGCCUGUAGAGUCGGAUAGCGUGUCCCCGUUCAGGACGAAGGUCGACGCCGCGCCGUUGGACCCGCUGAUGCCGGCAUUUGUCUGGCCGCUGCUGUAUUGCCCAAUUUGGCCAACGAACGAGCCAUUGGUAGAAAGAGUGAAGUCACAUCCGCUCUGACGCGCAACGAGGGAGUAUGCGCCGCCGACGACGGACGAUAUAAUAAGGGCCUUGCUUUUGUGUAUCAUCUUGACGGCCUUGUUCCAACGAAAAGCUCAAGAUCGUCAAAUUUGCUAAGGGUCAGGUGUACGAAGCUGGCCCCAAAAACGACAGACUGAAGAGGAAAAGAAUUUCACGACGAGGAGCAGAGAGGUGGCCCAGCUUAUAUUGCCGCCGCUCGAGCAAGGAAACCUUGCCGGCAUAGAGCUCGCGGAAACUUGUUUCGAUUCACGGAGGAGAGAUUCGAAAGGGAUACAACGUCAUCCAUCGACCGUCCAUAGCAUGCGACUCUACCAGGAAUGCAAUUUACGUUAUAAAUUAUCAUCUUG